Messenger RNA from Diorhabda sublineata, 1638 nucleotides. RefSeq names its product zinc finger protein ubi-d4-like. NCBI's taxonomy places the organism in Eukaryota, Metazoa, Arthropoda, Insecta, Coleoptera, Chrysomelidae. The transcript has a single exon. The record is from RefSeq and is a predicted model, not a curated record. Gene Ontology annotation, cellular component: nBAF complex. Gene Ontology annotation, biological process: nervous system development. Bases 1 to 1638 code for a protein of 545 amino acids.
AUGUCGAAUGUGACAACAGCAUCUUGUCCUGAGCAGUCUAAUAGCUUAAUAAAUAAAACAACUACGGAAAAAAUUGAAAACUCUAUCAAUAAUUCAGCUUACAAUGAGGCAAUCGAAAACUCUAGCAAUUAUAAUACAAGGCUUUGCAUUGAAAGAAGAUUAAGGUUGCCUUUUAUUGAUACCCAGACUGGUGUGGCGCAAAACCAUUCAUCCCUAUAUAUCAACAGAAGGCAAAGAAUACCUGGUUUAUUGUCGGGUCAAAUAUACUCGUACCCCAGGCAAAGAUGGCGCAAACGAAAAAGCCAAUAUUUAACAAUGAACGCAAGAGCUUUUUCUCGAGCAGCUGAUCAUCUGUUAGAGGGAUCUGAUGGUGACAUCCAUAGUAUAUCCCAAAUAGAAAAUCCUGCUUUACAAGAUACCGAUAGUAAAGACAGCCAGCUUCUUAAAGAUGAUGUACCAAAAGAAUGGUUCUACGAUGAAGCGGAUAUGUUGGAAAUGGACAAUUAUGAUGAACCAGAUCCAGAUUCUGAUUUAGACUAUGAAGAGUGUUACAGUAAAAGAAGAAGAGGUAGAAGAGGUGCGGGUAGAGGUCGUGGGGUCGUUGAUUCUCCAAGUACGCCCAAUAGGCGAAAAGGAAGUGGCAGAGGACGUAAGAAGUCUAGUCACAAUUUUGAACCUACACCUGGAGAUCCAGAUAAGCCGUUUGCAUGUGAACUAUGUGGUGCAAGAUACAAAACAAGGCCAGGGUUAACUUAUCACUAUGGCCAUUCACAUAAAGAAGGCGCAAGUGAUGAAAAUUCACGUGAUAGCACUGCUCCUACCCCUCCCACCAGCGGAGCUUCAAUAAGUUCGGGGUUUUCUAAUGUUCAAAUGGUACCGAAUCCACAAGUCAUACCACCACAACCUGCAGGUAGCCCACCAGUAGGAAGUUCAGUACUUUCUGCUGUGGCACCUGAUGCCUCCACAUCCAACAAGAAUGAUUUGGGGCAAGUCUAUCAAGAUAGUUAUGUUUCUUUUCUGAAUCAAACACCUGGUGCACCCCUCAGACGAGGAAGACCCUCGCCCUCGCAUGGUUUGCCCCCAGUAUCUUUAUCUGCUGUUUUAAAUCAAAAUCAAGGACCGCCACCUAAUUUACCACCAAAUUUACCUGAAGAAUUAUCUCCUCCACUUGAAGAUCCUCAAAUGCCUGUAUUAAUUCCAGAGAAAGCGCUAGACUUGGGAACAGUUGGUGCUGACAUGAGCGGAUCAGUUUUAGAAAAUACUGUAACUUCCUCUAUUCCAGAAUCUUCAAAAAAACCGGCAAGCCCUUACUGCGAUUUUUGCUUAGGUGAUUCCAGAGAGAAUAAGAAAACGGGGAUACAAGAAGAAUUAGUAUCCUGCUCUGAUUGUGGAAGAUCUGGACAUCCAACUUGUUUACAAUUCACCAACAACAUGAAAAUCUCUGUUAAAACAUACCGUUGGCAAUGCAUAGAAUGUAAGUGCUGCUCUGUUUGCGGAAAUUCGGACAACGAUGACCAGCUACUGUUUUGUGAUGAUUGUGACAGAGGGUAUCACAUGUAUUGUUUGAGUCCUGCUUUGGUAAACCCACCAGAAGGAUCAUGGUCUUGUAAAUUGUGUAUUGACCAAUUUCACAAGUAA